AAUGACUCAGGUCUUGUAUUCACACCUCAGCCAUUUCCGUCUCCCCCACAAGCCACAGCCACUCUGUGAGAGGAAGCUGGGGUUUGUGGUUCCUGUUUUGCCUAGGGACAAGGAGUAGGAGUGAAGAGGGGUUGGUAAGAGCUCUGGCUUCUCAUUUCAGGGUCAUUAAUGCUUCCCUAAGGGGAAGAAGGGGCCGGGCUGGUGGCUCCAAUGUCCAUUCCCUCAUCUGUAGUCAUUCUUGCAAAACAAAACUUGGCUAAGCUUCGUGUUGUGGUUAUUUGUGUCUACCUCUCAACCUCUUGUGAGUUCCUUGAAGGCAGAGGCCAUGUAUGACAUGUUGCUGAGUUUCUAGGGCACCGCAAGCGUAGUAGGACACCAUAUUUCAUUGGUUGAGUGACCUGGGAAGCAGCCCAAGGGGGCCACAUUUCAAACAGCAGUCUGAGGACUUGGUGGUGAGAAAGAGCUGGUAGAGGUGGGCACCAGCUGGUGGAAGCCCAUAGAAGGGAUUAGCAGGGGAAGGACUCCGUGAAGAAAAUUCAGAUGCUGCUUAACUACCUAGAGAAAGUUUUAAACCAGCGGUUCCAGGGUUCUCCCGGCCUCUCUCUGUCCCCCGCCCCGAGGCUGGGAAGGCCUAAAGCGAAGACAGAGAGAGGACCCGGAAGUUGUGGUGACCUCCAAAAGCACGUGAUGAGGGACCCGCUGGUGUUGUCACGUGAGCCGCCCACCUGCGGUACCUCGGGGCCGAACUUGCAGCUGCUCUUAAAGACCCUCAUCCGCCGGGUCAGAGCCAAGCCUGGACUCUCGCUGACUUUGAACCCUUCGCGGGAUCUGAACUUGAUGCCAUGGGAGGCUGUGCGGGCUCGCGGCGGCGCCUUUUGGAUUCCGAGGGGGAGGAGACCGCCCCCGAACCUCGGCCCCGUCUGUUAGACCGUCAGGGAGCCCUUUGGAAGAACGCGAUGGGUUUCUGGCUCCUGGGCCUUUGCAACAACUUUUCCUAUGUGGUGAUGCUCAGCGCCGCCCAUGACAUCCUUAGCCACCAGAGGGCAUCCGGGAACCAAAGCCGUGUAGACCCAGACCCAGCGCCCACCACCCGCAAUAGUUCAUCUCGAUUUGACUGCAACUCUGUCUCCACGGCUGCGGUGCUCCUGGCCGACAUCCUCCCCACCCUCGUCAUCAAAUUGCUGGCCCCUCUUGGUCUUCAUCUGUUGCCCUACAGCCCCCGGGUGCUCGUCAGCGGGAUUUGUUCUGCGGGAAGCUUCAUCCUGGUUGCCUUUUCUCAUUCAGUGGGGACCAGCCUGUGUGGUGUGGUCUUGGCUAGCAUCUCGUCAGGUCUGGGGGAGGUCACCUUCCUCUCGCUCACCGCCUUCUACCCCAGGGCCGUGAUCUCCUGGUGGUCCUCAGGAACCGGGGGAGCAGGGCUGCUGGGAGCGUUGUCCUACCUGGGCCUCACCCAGGCUGGCCUCUCCCCCCAGCACACCCUGCUGUCCAUGCUGGGUAUCCCCGCCCUGCUGCUGGCCAGCUAUUUCUUUUUGCUCACAUCUCCCGAGCCCCAGGACCCUGGAGGGGAGGAAGAGGCAGAGACAUCAGCCCGGCAGCCCCUGAUAAACAGCGAGGCCCCCGAGGCGAAGUCAGACUCCAGCUCGAACCUCUCCCUUCAGGAAAGGUGGACCGUGUUCAAGGGCCUGCUGUGGUACAUCGUCCCCUUGGUCCUGGUCUACUUUGCGGAGUAUUUCAUCAAUCAGGGGCUUUUUGAGCUCCUGUUCUUCCGGAACACGUCCCUGACUCACGCUCAGCAGUACCGCUGGUACCAGAUGCUCUACCAGGCCGGCGUCUUUGUGUCCCGCUCUUCUCUCCGCUGCUGUCGAAUCCGCUUCACGUGGGUCCUGGCCCUGCUGCAGUGCUUCAACCUGGCCUUCCUGCUGGUGGACGUGUGGUUGAGCUUCCUGCCCAGCAUCUACCUCGUCUUCCUGAUCAUUCUGUAUGAGGGACUCCUGGGCGGUGCUGCCUAUGUGAACACCUUCCACAACAUUGCGCUGGAGACGAGUGAUGAGCACCGGGAAUUUGCCAUGGCGGCCGCCUGUAUCUCCGACACCUUGGGCAUCUCCCUGUCAGGGCUCCUGGCCCUGCCUCUGCACGACUUCCUUUGUCAUCUGUCUUGACACUCUGGCUUCUUGGAGCACUGGUCACACUAAUCUGGGCCUGCGCUGACAGGCGGGCAAGUCAGGCCGCGGGCCCACAGCCCAGAGCUCGUUCCCAGAGCUCCGCCCCAGGCUUCCCUGCACGGCUGGGGUGCAGAGAAGCACCGAGGUUCCGUUCCCCCUUGAGCUGGGGGGGAGCCGUUUUCUCCCACUCCCAGGCUGGCCUUGGGGGGUUUCUUCACGGCAUUAUGUCCUUGGAAUAAAUGCCUAUUUUGUCAAUUGA
This is a messenger RNA of Neofelis nebulosa (Clouded leopard), 2421 nucleotides long. RefSeq names its product CLN3 lysosomal/endosomal transmembrane protein, battenin (gene CLN3). Gene Ontology annotation, biological process: lysosomal lumen acidification; lysosome organization. Gene Ontology annotation, cellular component: lysosome; membrane. Bases 843 to 2159 code for a protein of 438 amino acids. The transcript is spliced from 17 exons. The record is from RefSeq and is a predicted model, not a curated record. NCBI's taxonomy places the organism in Eukaryota, Metazoa, Chordata, Mammalia, Carnivora, Felidae.